Molecule: messenger RNA, 2780 nt
Organism: Talaromyces stipitatus ATCC 10500
Lineage: Eukaryota; Fungi; Ascomycota; Eurotiomycetes; Eurotiales; Trichocomaceae
Product: protein kinase Scy1, putative
Exons: 2
Coding region: 1-2739 (912 amino acids)
Biological process (GO): protein phosphorylation
Molecular function (GO): protein kinase activity; ATP binding
Source: RefSeq, a predicted model, not a curated record
AUGUUUUCAUCAGCGCUCAAAUCCUUCAGUUCCAACAUUUCCUCUCACUAUCAAAUCUCCCCCGAGCCAGCUUUCAUAUCAGGCCCAUGGAAGGUCCAUGAUGGAACUAAAAAAUCCACAGGCACUGCGGCCUCUAUAUUCAUCUUUGACCGAAAGACGAUAGAGCCGAGGACAGGUGGAUUUGGCCGGUCGGCUAGUGCUUCGUCGCUGAAGAAGAUUCAUGAAGAGGUGGUUGAGAGAUUGAAGCGGGAGGUCAGUAGUUUGACACGUCUACGUCAUCCUUCAAUUCUUCAGAUUCUGGAACCGGUUGAAGAGACUCGGAACGGCGGGUUGAUGUUCGCUACGGAGCCGAUUACGGCUUCCCUUGAUGGUCUUCUUAAGGAGAAAGACUCUCAGGAAGGAGGAGGUGGUGGUGGUUCAAGACCCAGUCGUUAUACGAUAGAGUCUCCAGAUGGGACCAGAAGGCGUCGAGAGGUGGAAAUUGAUGAACUCGAAAUUCAAAAGGGCUUACUCCAGAUCGCUAAAGGGUUGGAAUUUUUACAUGAAUCUGCUGGUCUUGUUCACGGAAAUUUGAAUCCGGAAGCAAUAUAUAUCAAUAUCAAAUCAGACUGGAAGAUAGCUGGGUUGUCAUUUGCUGGCCCACCUGAUACUUCCACGACUCAAUCCUCACUUCCGCCUUUGGCGCUUUCGGAGGUUUUAUAUCAGGAUCCUCGACUACCGCCCUCUGUUCAGUUGAAUAUAGAUUAUACAUCGCCGGAUUUCGUGAUGGAUUCGAACGUGUCGCCUGCAGCUGAUCUGUUUUCUCUUGGACUAAUCAUUGUUGCUCUUUAUAAUUCGCCGCAUAUCUCUCCUAUACAAGCACAUUCCAAUACCUCUACAUAUAAGAAGCUUCUCACUACCCCUUCCACCACACCUUCCCAAGCAAACAGCUUCCUUUGCACACGUCCCAUCCCCAAGGAUCUUCUUAAUAGCGUCCUACCAAGACUUAUUACCAGAAGACCUGCCCAGCGCUUGAAUGCGCGCGAAUUCCAACAAUCAGCAUAUUUUGACAAUAUUCUCGUGUCUACAAUCCGCUUCUUAGAAUCUUUACCAGCAAAGACCCAGAAUGAAAAGUCUCAAUUCAUGCGAGGGUUGCAACGGGUCAUACCCGAGUUUCCUCCAUCGGUACUCGAGAAGAAAGUGCUUGGUGCACUCUUGGAAGAAACAAAGGACCGAGAUCUGCUAUCUCCUAUAUUACAGAAUAUUUUCCACAUUUUGAAGAAAGUGCCGAACGGACGACGUGUUUGUCCUGAAUUGAUCAUUCCAAAGCUCAAAGAGAUAUUUUUGGCUACCGGUGGUAAAGGUGCUGCGCAAGAACGGGAUACAACGAGAGACGCUGGUCUCAUGGUUGUACUCGAGAACCUGAGUGUUAUCGCCGAAAACUGUUCAGGCAAAGAUUUCAAAGAAGACAUUCUUCCUCUGGUUCAGCUUGCCAUGGACUCCAGCACACAUUCUCUCGUAGACGCAGCUAUGAAAACACUCCCUGUCAUGCUUCCAGUCCUAGACUUCAGUACUGUCAAAAAUGACAUAUUCCCUCCGAUUGCGUCUACGUUCAGCAAGACGAACAGUUUAAACAUCAAAAUCAGAGCUCUGGAGGCAUUUGUUGUUCUCUGUGGUGGUGCUGACGACAAAGAUGUAGAGCCUGUGGACGACUUAUCUGGUAUAGUCGAAGACAAGAAGAAAGUGAAAAAGUCCUCUCCAUCGAUACUUGACAAAUAUACCGUACAAGAGAAGCUCGUUCCGCUUUUGAAAGCCAUCAAGACGAAAGAACCAGGUGUUAUGAUGGCUGCUUUGGCAGUUUUCCGGCAAGUUGGGAAGAUUGUCGACACUGAUUUCGUGGCGCUUGAGGUGUUACCGGUAUUGUGGGCUUUCAGCCUUGGGCCGUUGUUGAAUAUUCAACAAUUCGAACAGUUCAUGGCACUGAUAAAAUCUCUAUCAACGAAAGUUGAACGAGAGCAGUUACGGAAACUCCGCGAGCUUUCAUCAAGAGAGGACUCGUCUGUCACCCGUCAGACCACAGGAGGUGCACUCGGAGUCAGUGCACCUUCUGGUGCUGAUGACGCCUCGGAUGAUUUUGAACAGCUCGUCCUCGGACGUAAAGGCACUGGCACCAUUAAUGGGGACGGUGGUUGGGGUAGCUUGGCAGCUCACCACACACCAAUUAAACCGGCAACACAAGUAACAUCACCGACAUUUUCGUGGUCAUCUAAUGUAUCACAACCCGUCAACAGGGCUAGUGUUGGUGGACUGUCGUCUACAGGACAAAACUCUCGCUCUAUUACUCCAGAUAGCAAUGCUGGAGUCUUCCCAUCGCUUGAGCCGAAUCGCCAGAGGUCUUCUGGUACAUCGGCCUUUGGAGUAUUGCAACCGCAACAGCCGCAGUCAUGGAAUACAUCUCAACAGGUCAAUCGACCGUCACUCCCGCAAAGUUUUGGUUCUUCUCCCUCAAGUUCAACUGCUACCAAUACCACAUCUUUCCCUUCCCCUGGGGGAACAACACUGCAGUCGGGGCCUAAUUACUCUGCAUUCUCUAUUCCGCCCCCUCCCUCUACUCAAACACAAUACCAGCCAAAACCCCCUUCAGUCACGCAGUCGAAUCCUUGGGCUUCUAGUGGUAUAUCUAAUACCACAGCUCAAGCAGCACAACAACCGCCUGGACAGCAAAAGGGUGGUCUAGACAAAUAUGCUAGCUUAUUGUAGAUGGAAGUCUAUCGGCUUUAAUAUAAUUCUUUGUAUAUACC